Messenger RNA from Exaiptasia diaphana, 2008 nucleotides. RefSeq names its product gamma-butyrobetaine dioxygenase. The record is from RefSeq and is a predicted model, not a curated record. NCBI's taxonomy places the organism in Eukaryota, Metazoa, Cnidaria, Anthozoa, Actiniaria, Aiptasiidae. The transcript is spliced from 5 exons. Gene Ontology annotation, molecular function: oxidoreductase activity. The coding region runs from base 1 to 1266 and encodes 421 amino acids. Gene Ontology annotation, biological process: carnitine biosynthetic process. Gene Ontology annotation, cellular component: mitochondrion.
AUGCUGCUCCGAAAUCUACGAUACCAGUACGACUUCACUGAGAAACUAGUACGACACAUCACGGAUUUCACACGAGCCAUAGCGGUGUUGGUGAAGAUUUUUAAGAGAUUGGUUCUUCAUCAAGAUUUUGUAGAAGUAGGAUGGACUGAUGGUAAAAACAGUCGUUUUCCUUUCGUCUACUUGCGAGAAAAGUGCCAGUGUCCUGCCUGUUAUCACAAACCUUCCAGUCAGCGAAUAUUACACAUGAAGAACCUUGAUCUGAACUCAAGACCCUCAGCAACACAUAUCAAAGAGAAUGGUACAAAAAUUGAGAUUGUUUGGCAAGAUGACCAUGUCAGUGAGUUUGAAUCGGAUUGGUUAUACAAAAAAAUACUUCCCAAAGCAAACACUAGUGAACAAUCUAUGAUAAGAGAAGGAGUCAAAAUCUGGGAUAGAAACCUGGUUAUUCCAACUUUUGGCUUUGAACCCAUGCUGAAAGAUGAGCAUGUCUUGCUUGAAUGGUUGGAAACAAUGCGUAAAUAUGGUGUUGCAAAASUCACAGGUGUACCAAAAACAUUAGGGCAGCUUGAGAGACUUGGCAAUGCAGUAGGGUUUUUGAAAAACACAUUGUACGGAGAAUCAGUAUCGUUGAAAAGUGAAGCUAAUGCCAGGAGUCUYGCUUAUACCAACAAAGAACUCCAACCACAUACAGAUUURCCUUACUAUGAAUUCAAGCCAAGUGUAAUUCUCCUUCAAUUCAUUGAACAAGUCAAGUCUGAUGGAGGUGCAAAUACUUUGGUAGAUGGUUUUAAUGUUGUACAACAUUUUAAACAACAGCAKCCAAGGUACUUUGAUCUUAUGGUUUCAACUGCAGUUCUAUGGCAAGUUAUUGGCACAGAAAAGAUCUAUGGUGAUUUUAGGAUGAUGUUYCCAAGACCAGUUAUUGAAAUGGGAUGGACUGGAAAAGUUGCUAGAAUCAAUUACAAUGAACCUCUCAGAGAGGCUUUUGUUAAUGUAUCUGUGGAUGAGAUCACUGACAUCUACCAUGCUUACAGUGCACUUACUAAAAUGUUUUAUGAUCCACAAUUUGUUGUCAAAACUAAAAUGUCUGCAGGRGAAAUGUUGACUAUGGAUAAUGACCGAUUGUUACAUGGUAGGACAGCUUAUGAAGUACACAACAAUGACAGAAGAUGGCUUCACCAGGCRUAUAUUGACUGGGAUAUUCUACUGUCCAAAAUGAACGUUUUGAAGGAAAAACUUCAAAGAGCAGAUUCUAUAGAUAAUUAACAUUUUAAUAUCUUUGAACCUAUUUUCUGUAUAUCAAAUAUAGUAGUCCGUUAUUUUUUAUCAGUGAUAUCCAUGAAACAGAUUUAUUAUCUCAUGAGAAAGGAGACACUAAGCCAGUUGAAAAUUGAUCAGUAAAUCAAUCAAUAACAUAAAUCAACUAUCUAUCACUCAAUCAAUCGAUUAGAUAGCCAAUCAGUCAAGAGAUCAAAACUGCCAAUAUCUUAUUGAAAUGUUCUGUAUAUUGUUAAAAAAAAUGCUGAUUGCAUAAAUUUCUUAAGUGCAAGUUUUAUGCUCAUUUUGAACCUGUAAAACAACCAGCUCAAACGUCAAGUUGUGCAAAUCGCGUCAUCAUCUGUUUUCCUGUCCGCGACUUCCUGAUAACUAUUGAUAAUCGUGAUAACGRAAAAAACAGCACUAUUCGCCGUCCCUCGUCCAUACAAUUUGCGCCGCGUCUCCUAAACAGACAUAUAUGGCCACACAUAUUUCAUUAUCUCGAAUGGAAGACUUGUAUCCGGCAGCUCGUGUGUUACGUCACAGAAGAUUGCGCGCGCGUAAUUUUGACGUCACAAGGAAMGCCAUAAGUAUGUCAAACUGACCUGAUGAACUCGAAAAAGAAAGGUUUAUAGUGGUCUAAUGAGGACAACGGUGUAACUCAUGCUGCCGAACUUAGAUUUGGAAACACCAUGGAUUGCACCUGGUCCAAAAUGGAACGAAGCUUUUAUCGCGUGGGAUAUUUUCUGGG